AUGUCCCAUCCCAUCCUAAACGCCAUCUUCUCCUCCCUCGCCCGCGACACCCGCCGCUGGACCCUCCUCCGCACGCUCAAAAGCGACAACCCCCUGGAUAUCCAAGGUGAACUUCGCGGAACAGCAAUCUUCACGGCUGCCUCUCCCGCCUCGUCGUCCUCAAAUUCCAAUGCAAUCAAACCCAGCGAAGCGUCGCUCGAAACUCGAGACAUGGUCUACCACGAAGAAGGCGACAUGCCGGCUCAACUCGGGGUCGGACUGCGCUGGACCAAGAAGUAUAUUUGGCGAAUUAGUGAAAGCGGUCCUAUCAGCGUAUGGUUUGUGAAAGUUGGGUCGGAUGAUGAGCCGGAUUACCUGUUUCACGAGUUUGAGUUUUCCUCGUCGUCUCCGGCUUCAGAUCAGCAGGGCCAGGGGGAGGGACCACGAGCAGAGGAGACGUUUGUGACGCCACCGGUUCCGCCUGUUGUUGAGGGGUCGUCGUUGUCGCCGACAAAGGUCAUUACGGCUCAUGGUAAUCACCUGUGCAUUAAUGAUAUGUAUCGCACGGCGUAUGCAUUUCGGGUCCACGAGGAGUCUGGGCAGGUGGUGAGUUGGGCGAGUCGGCAUGUUGUCAAGGGGCCGAAGAAGAACCAGGAUAUUAUGAAUUUGUAUCAGCUUGUGGGGUGA
Messenger RNA from Aspergillus ochraceoroseus IBT 24754, 666 nucleotides. RefSeq lists its product as uncharacterized. Lineage: Eukaryota; Fungi; Ascomycota; Eurotiomycetes; Eurotiales; Aspergillaceae. The transcript has a single exon. The record is from RefSeq and is a predicted model, not a curated record. Bases 1 to 666 code for a protein of 221 amino acids.